GUGUCUUCAGGGACAGCAGGGAUCAGAUUCUGACAAGCGCUCGAAGAAAUUACCUUUGACGUCACUUGCCCAGUGCUUGAUGGAAGGUUCUGCCAUUCUAGGGGAUGACUCCCUGCUUGGGAAGAUGCUGAAGUUAUGUGGGGAAGCAGAGGACAAGCUAGCUCAAGAGCUUAUCCACUUCGAGCUGCAAGUUGAAAGAGAUGUGAUUGAACCUCUUUUUGUUUUGGCUGAGGUAGAAAUCCCAAAUAUUCAAAAGCAGAGAAAGCACUUAGCAAAAUUAGUUCUGGACAUGGAUUCUUCAAAGACACGGUGGCAGCAGUCAGCCAAGUCAUCAGGUUUGUCAAGCAACUUGCAGUCCUCGGGUGCCAAAGCGGAUGCUCUCAGGGAAGAGAUGGAGGAAGCAGCAAACAGAGUGGAGAUUUGCAGGGAUCAGCUCUCAGCUGACAUGUACAAUUUUGUGGCCAAAGAGAUAGACUAUGCAAAUUAUUUUCAGACUUUAAUAGAAGUGCAAGCUGAGUACCACAGGAAGUCAUUAGCACUUUUACAGAAUGUGAUGCCUCAGAUUAAAGCGCAGCAAGAAGCCUGGAUUGAAAAGCCUUCAUUUGGGAAACCCCUGGAGGAGCAUCUAACAGUCAGUGGCCGAGAUAUUGCCUUCCCCAUUGAGGCAUGUGUCACCAUGCUCUUGGAAUGCGGCAUGCAGGAGGAGGGCCUGUUCCGGGUGGCUCCCUCAGCCUCCAAACUCAAGAAGCUUAAGGCAGCCCUUGACUGCUGUGUUGUGGAUGUUCAGGAAUACUCAGCAGACCCUCAUGCCAUUGCGGGGGCACUGAAGUCCUAUCUCCGGGAGCUGCCAGAACCACUCAUGACAUUUGAACUCUAUGAAGAAUGGAUUCAAGCAUCCAACAUUCAGGACCAAGACAAGAGGAUGCAGGCCCUGUGGAAUGCUCUUGAGAAAUUGCCCAAGGCCAGCUUCAACAAUCUAAGAUACUUGAUCAAAUUCCUUGCAAAGUUGACAGAAUACCAGGAUGCCAACAAAAUGACACCGAGCAACAUAGCGAUUGUUCUGGGACCCAAUCUCCUUUGGCCUCAGGCAGAAGGAAACAUCACAGAGAUGAUGGCAACUGUUUCCCUGCAGAUUGUUGCAAUUAUUGAGCCCCUCAUUCAGCAUGCAGAUUGGUUCUUUCCAGGAGAUAUUGAAUUCAACUUGACGGGGAAUUACGGAAGUCCCGUGCACGUGAACCACAAUGCCAAUUACAAUUCCAUGCCGUCGCCUGAUAUGGACCACGCUGACCGCAAGCACCCAGAUCAGACCAGGCGACCGCUCAGUGUGGCUACAGACAACAUGAUGCUGGAAUUCUACAAGAAGGAUGGCCUUAGGAAAAUCCAAAGCAUGGGCGUCCGGGUGAUGGACACCUCUUGGGUGGCUCGCAGGGGCACCUCCAUAGUUCGUAAGGCAUCCUCCACCCCUCCUGCCAUGCAGCCCCCUGCUCCGCCUUCUGAUCUUGCUGCUACUCCUCAGUCACCAAUUCCUGAGCAAUCUCUUGACAUUUCAGCUACUCCCUCCCCUACUCCAACUAGCUUCGGUUUCCCACCAGGGGCUGAACGGGCAAGCACGGAUGGUGUGUCGUCUAGUUGGUCGGAUUCCUGUUACAUCUACCCAUCCUCUGAGGACGACAAGCCUCCCCCUUACCCUUGCUAUCCAUCCUUCCUGCACUUCCACUCCAAGAUUGGCUCAUGCACUAGGCCUGAACCUCCCUUACCACUGUACCAGUGGUCAAGAUACAGCCAAACUCUGACCCCUGCUUCUUCCUCCUCCUCCUCCUCCUCUUCUUCUCCAUCCCCUCAGCAACUGGACAUUAAUUCUAACCCUAAACCAUAUUUCCUGCACCUUCCUAAGCAGAGCUCCCUCACAGAGUUGCAUGGCCCUGAGACUAACUUCUCCUCUGUUUACAUGAAAACCUCCCUUUCCUUAUCCAAACCCGAUCCUCCUGGCACUCUUUACAGCUCCCAUAUGUCAGUCUCUCCCCCCUGGGUCAGCUGCACCUGUGCCAGAGACAGAGGAGCCGGGCUCACUAGCACGCUAAAAACUAAGGAGCUUUCUCCCGUGUCUGGGCAAAAAGGCGGCCCAGCUUGUGGUCCUAUGACACCGUGUGGGACUGCACAACAGCCACCUGGCCUCACACAGCAGCUGUCUACAGAGCAGAGCCCACACACACUGCGGAAAGUUUCCAAGAAGCUGGCCCCAAUCCCUGCAAAGGUUCCUUAUGUCCAGUCAGGCGGUAUGUCUGACCAGUCCACGGGGCAGCCAUCCCCUGCCAGCCUUUCUCCCACCCCACCGAGCACCCCUUCGCCUUAUGGACUGAGUUACCCACAAGGCUACUCCUUGGGCUCGGGUCCCCUCUCCCCUGCUGCUGCUCCUUCCCUGUCUUCUCCUCCUUCCCUGACGAGCACUUUAACUAAAUCGCGACCCACUCCCAAGCCACGACAGAGGCCCACGCUGCCACCUCCACAGCCUCCAACUUCAAAUGCAUCUGGCUCCAGUCCACAGUCCGUGGAGCACACCAUACUAGAUGGCAUGUCCCCUGGGGAGAGCAUGUCUACAGAUCUUGCCCACCUUGAUAUCCCAUCCAUCCAUGUAGAGGUUGAUGCCACACUGCACCUGGACCCACUUGGACAAGUCCAGAGACACCCGGUACCAGGAAAGAUCAAUGCAGAGGAGGAUUCAGAAAGCACCGCCCUAUGACACACAACGUCCCGUGUCCUUUAACGUGUUCUCUUGUACAUAUCGGUUCCCCGUGAACACUGCUGAAGGAGAAGAUUCCAGAGACCUUGCGGAGGGAUGUCUGCUGGAGUUCUGCUUGUCAUCCCCUUGUGCAAGACUGACAGCCCUAUGGGCCUGGUGCUAAGCCUGUCUCUGUGGCAAAGGGCGUUGCUGGUGCAAUUUCCAUUUAAUUUAUUUUCUCCUGUUUGUUUAGCCUUAUCCAAACUUUGCCUUUUUGACGUGGUGCCUAUUUAUCUCCCAUAAAAGCUUUCAGACCCAUUACAAAGAAAUAAAAUUAAUUCCAGUUACCCUACUUAGGCAUGUCAUUCCAGCCUUGUAUGAGGGAAGGGGAUAGGAGGGCGGAAGUCUGGCUCACUGGGUGAACGCCACAAAAUGCACUCAGCGGGUUUGGCAGGUUGGCCUUGGCAGCUGUGUUUUGUUCCUUCCCCCUCCUCCUCCUUCAGCUGACUCUGCUCUUCUCACCAAAUUUCCACCUGUGUUGAUUCACACACCCCUCCCCUGUAAACUGGCCAAGGAAUGGAACUUAGAUCUUUCGGGAGGGAGAGUGUAGUGUAUACCUGCAACUUUCCCCAUGAAUCUCUGAAAGCUUGUUUCCUGAAACACCAGGAAAAUGUGUUGAAAUAGCGUGGGUUCUGUUUAACUGCGAGCCUCCAAAUGGAAUGGACAUUUCGCUCUCUGAAUCUUUUACAGUCCCUUCUUGUUACGAUGGCAGGGCUUGCCCUACCUCUCUUUUCUUUGCUUUUACUCCCUCUGGUUGGCAAAGGAAAAUUUGUAGAACUCAAAGAAGAGGGACCACUACUGGGAGAAGCCAGCUAUUGCUUCAUUUGCCUGUGGUGAGAUGUGGGAGGGAACGGUACAUGCAGCGUGCACUGGGUGGUGCCUCCCGUAUGCAGAGAAACAGUUACCUGGUUAGCAAUAAAAGUGCUCCUAGCCCUACCCCCUACAGCAGGAUGUUGGAACUGGAAUCUGGCCAGGUAAAGGCCUUGUUCCCCCUUCUUUGUGCUAUAUGGUAAGGAAAGAGGAAGGAAGAUUCCAACCGAAGGAUGUGUUGGCAAUGAAUGGAUUGCAGCUCCCCUUCCAGCGCAAGAGUGAGUGGAGCUUUCAGCU
Molecule: messenger RNA, 3886 nt
Organism: Eublepharis macularius
Lineage: Eukaryota; Metazoa; Chordata; Lepidosauria; Squamata; Eublepharidae
Gene: ARHGAP44
Product: Rho GTPase activating protein 44
Exons: 20
Coding region: 80-2740 (886 amino acids)
Biological process (GO): regulation of dendritic spine morphogenesis; negative regulation of Rac protein signal transduction; modification of dendritic spine
Cellular component (GO): cytoplasm; dendritic spine; postsynaptic density
Molecular function (GO): protein binding; GTPase activator activity
Source: RefSeq, a predicted model, not a curated record